AUGCCUCCACGAAGAGCAAUUAGAGGUCGUCUAGCUAGGAGGAUUGUUGAGGAACAAGAGUUUCCAAAUGCGCCUGAAGUGCAACCUCAAGAAGAAGUAAUCCAUGCUGAAUUCUUUGAGACUAUUCGGUAUGUCAAGCAGCGACUCAUCAAGUUGGACAAAGAGAAAAGGAAUAGGGUCGAUGAUGCGCUAAUAGUGAGUUGGGCUGUGUUUGAGAAUGCUUUCAUGGAAAGUUUCAUUCCCCAUGAGUUACGAGAGGCAAAGAUUAGAGAAUUUCUAACACUUAAUCCAGAGACUAUGAGUGUUCAUGAGUACAGUCUGAAGUUUACACAACUUUACCGCUAUUUCCCAGAGAUGGUUGUUGAGAUAAGGAGCAAGAUUAGUUUAUUUGUUGCUGGAUUGUCUCGUUACCCAAUCAAGGAAGGCAAGGCAGCAAUGUUGAUAGGGGAUAUGGACAUAACAAGGCUAUGA
Messenger RNA from Solanum pennellii, 471 nucleotides. RefSeq lists its product as uncharacterized. The transcript is spliced from 2 exons. Bases 1 to 471 code for a protein of 156 amino acids. The record is from RefSeq and is a predicted model, not a curated record. NCBI's taxonomy places the organism in Eukaryota, Viridiplantae, Streptophyta, Magnoliopsida, Solanales, Solanaceae.